This is a messenger RNA of Syngnathus typhle (broad-nosed pipefish), 3070 nucleotides long. It is a transcript of the gene tbx21, whose product is annotated as T-box transcription factor 21. Gene Ontology annotation, cellular component: nucleus. Gene Ontology annotation, biological process: positive regulation of DNA-templated transcription; cell fate specification; lymphocyte migration. Gene Ontology annotation, molecular function: DNA-binding transcription factor activity, RNA polymerase II-specific; RNA polymerase II cis-regulatory region sequence-specific DNA binding. Lineage: Eukaryota; Metazoa; Chordata; Actinopteri; Syngnathiformes; Syngnathidae. Bases 173 to 1999 code for a protein of 608 amino acids. The transcript is spliced from 6 exons. The record is from RefSeq and is a predicted model, not a curated record.
CAGAGAGAGUGCUGCCAGUCAGUCGGUCGGUCGGUCGCAAAGUCAGUGACAAAGUCAUCGAGGGAGUCGUGCAGUCGGUGUUGCAAGGGUCCCCGGUGGAAACUCGGGAGGAGACGCUCGCUCCCGCGUUUGGAUGCGCACGCGAGCCUUAUGACUUUAGUGGGGUCUGCAAAUGGGCGGCACGGGUGGCAACCUCUACCUCAGCAUGUUGACCGGCGCCACCGAGGCGCACAGCCUGGCAAAGAGCACCGAGGUGAACGGACACCUGCACCGCGGCGGGGCCAAGGACCCGGCCGAGCUCAAAAUGGGCAUCCAGGACGCGCGCUUCUACUACCAGGACUCCCUCGCGGGUGGCCAGGACGCCCUGGCGCUGCAGUACCACUCGGAGCAGGCGCUCGGCGGCUUCGGACACGCUGCGCAGCCGGCACGCUUUUACGCGCAGACGCUGGGUGGCUGCAACUACGCUGGCGCGGGCUCCCCGCAGAGGAGCGUCGCCCGGCCGGGCUACGGGGACGGGUUCCCGGCGGUGGGCAAAGACGCGUAUCCGCCGUCGCCGGACAGCUUCGGGGGGGCGGCGGCGGCGGCAGCGGCGGCGGGCUACCAGCGGGCCACCGCGCUCUACCCGCUGCCCGGCUUGCAGCUGUGCGGCAAGACGCAGGCGCUGCUCAACAACUACCCGCUGUGGGCCAAGUUCCACAAGUUCCACACCGAAAUGAUCAUCACCAAGCACGGCAGGAGGAUGUUCCCGUUUCUCAGCUUCAACAUCAGCUCGCUGGACCCGUCGGCCCACUACAACGUGUACGUGGACGUGGUUCUGGCCGAUCAGCACCACUGGCGCUACCAGGGCGGCAAAUGGGUACAGUGCGGCAAAGCCGAGGGCAACAUGCCAGGGAACCGGAUGUACGUGCACCCGGACUCGCCCAACACUGGCGCCCAUUGGAUGAGGCAGGAAGUGUCCUUCAGUAAACUCAAACUCACCAACAACAAGGGCGGGAGUAACAAUAUGGCACAGAUGAUCGUUCUGCAAUCCCUGCACAAGUACCAGCCGCGUCUGCACGUGGUGGAGGUGAAGGAAGACGGCAGCGAGGACGCCUUCCACGCGUCCAAAGCGCAAACCUUCGUCUUUCCCGAGACGCAGUUCAUCGCCGUCACCGCCUACCAGAACGCUGACAUAACACAGUUGAAAAUCGACCAUAACCCCUUCGCCAAAGGUUUCCGCGACAGUUACGACACUCUGUACGCACCGCCCGACCCAGAGCGCCUCACUCCCUCCCCCACGGAGAGCCAGCCACUCCUGCCUGGAGGUUGCUACCCUUCGGGGUACCUGCCGGACCCCUACAUCGGCCCCCUGCCCCAGAGCCGUUUCUACGGCCGGGAAGCGGCGCUGGGCGGCCAGCAGCACAAGGACGCCCCCUCCAGCCCGGGGCCGCACUGGUACUUGCCGUCCCAGCAGGCCGUCACCCCCAACCGGCUGGACUUUGCUUCGUCCUUCGAGGGCGACUUCUCCGGGAACACCCUCUACAAGCCCUUCCCUCUGCAGACACCUCCGUUGCCGACCCUCAGCUACUACCCCGAGCACCCGUUUGCCUCCAGCAGCGUGUCCACCACGGCGGGGUGGAGCACCACCCGGGCCCCGCCUCAGUACCUGGCCAGUAAGCCGGCCCCCAGCCUGGCUUGGUUCCGUCCCAUGUCCUCGUCGCCCAUGGCGCCCGGUAACUCCAGGCUGCACGCCGCCCCCCUCCACCCAGGCCCGUUGGAGCCCCUCCCCCUUGCCGACAAGGUCAAAGACGGGGCGGGGGCCGAGCAACAUUGGCUGGAGCCGCCCUCUGUGAAGUCGCCCGACUCGCUGGACUCGGCCCCGUUUGAGAGCGGCGCGAGCGACGUCAAGAAGAGGAGGGUGUCGCCCUACACGUCCAGCACUGAGAACUCGCCGCCGCCCAGUUGCGAGGCGCAGAUGUGUGACAAAGACGCCGAUUACUUUGGCUAUUAUGCUCACUGAGGCCCAAUUCCCCACCACCACCACCACCAGACACCGCUUCGCUAAGCAAUGCCACGUACUGGAGUACACGCUUUGUCCUCGUAGAAUUACUCUGGCGCACUGGUAGAACAAGGGUUCGAAAAAAGAAGGCGGAAACUUUUUUUGUGCUGACUUUCAGUAUUUCAGGAUGCCAAGCGGCCAUGACUAGUUGGAAAAAAAACGUGAAGAAAAGUCAUUUUUCAACAACACUCUAUUCUCGUAUUUCAUUCCGGAGAAGACGCCUUUAUUCUAACAAAAAAAAAAGCUUUGUAUUAUAAAAAAAUAUUUUUUUUUCCAGAAAAAUGUGACUUUUUUUCCUUUAUCAUUGCACCUUUUGUUUACCUUGAUUCCUGCAGUGAUGUCAUAUUUAUCCACGACAAUCAUAUCAGAGCUUUUUGAUUGGCCUCACGCUCAGGUACGGAGGGAGGAGUCAAUUCCGGGUGACCAUAGUCGCGUUACAUUCAAAGUGUGAAAAAUUAAAUUCCGUCCCCCACUCUGAGGUCAAAAAUAAAUCCGAACAUUUGGAGGCGGUGACAGAGCAUAGAGGUGAAUCAAUGGUUGGCGACAGUUACCGUGAUCUCCCACGGUGCGUUUGAGGCCAGUGGGAAAGAAGAGCGUUGCAGGCUGCGGUCCCUUCUUCUUCUGUGGUCCCCCAAAAGUGGGUCACUCACACACCUGGAGCCAAACAGACACUUGUCACCGCUGUAAGCAGGAAGUGGAAAGUGACCACACAGACCCCGGGGGGGAAGGGGGGGGGGCAAUGUCUGUCUGCGAGAGAGCCACCAAGUCAGAACCGCAAAUGACAGAAGCAGUUCCAAAGGUAGUCGAAACUGAGCAUCUUCAACGUGACUGAUGUCUCACGCCGAGGUCACAACGAAAAAUAAAUGAAUCAAAUAAAACGGGGUUGCUGUGCAUAUUUGAAAGACAAACCAAGCAAUAACCAUCCUGCCAAAAAGUGAGAUUUCUAAAAGUGUUAUUUAUUCAAGGUGGCACAAUUGAGUAAUGUUGUACUGUUGCUUCUUAUUUUCUAUUCAAAUAAAAGCUUAAAGGAAA